AUGAGUAUGUAAAAAACUCCUGAGAAACAAGAAUUAAGUUAAGCUUUACUCUUAUCUAUAAGUUAAUAUUCAUGGGAUAAAUAAAUUAGAUUAACAACGGAUGAGGAUGUAUUAUGUAGUUAUAGUAAAUUGUCAAAUGAUUAAGGAAGUUAUUUAGAAACAAAGAAAGAUUAAGGAAAUGUAUUCAUUAAAAAAUGCAAUCAAGUUUAAAUUGAUGAUGUUUAAGAUCAAGAACAUAAAUAAUUAUUAUAAAUGUUGAAAGAAAAAGAUAAGAGAAUAGAACAAUUAGAGCAUUAUUAAGUAUGGUUAUAAGAAUAGAAUGAGAAUUUGAAAUUAAAUUAGCAAAUGAUGAUUGAAGAUUAAUCAAUGAAUUAAUUGCAAACAAAUUCAGCAUCAAAAUAACAUUUAUUAAAAAUAGAAGAUCUAGAAUUCUAGAUUAAUUAAUCAGAACAACAAUACCAUAAGAGUUUAAAAAGUCUUGGAUAAUUCGAAAAAGAAAAUUCUACUCUAAAAACUAAAAUAUUUGAAUAUGAGCAAAAGCUAUUUUAAUAACAACAUCAAUAAAAAGUAGCUGAAUCAAUUAAUGAGUAAUCAAAGAUAAAAUAUGAAGAAUAACAUUAAAUAAAUUAAACCAAAAUUUAUGAGUUACAAUAAUACAUACAAAACCAAGAAUCUUAUAUAAAUAAAUUAUAACAUGAUGUAACUCAUUACUACUAUAGUUUUUAGGUCUAAUUAUCAAGAAAGAAUUCUAAGGAAAACAUUAGUAAAUAAUACAAGUCUGUUGUGUUAAGAGAGAAAUCUCCUCAAUUGAAUUAGUAUGACCAACAUUAGAUCAAUAAAUUUGUUGAAUGUAUUGUCGAUAUGGUGAUGAACUGUACAUUGAGUCAAGCUUAAGUUAAACCAAGUUUGAAAGAAUGUUGGAAAUGGCUUAAAAAUAUAUUAGAAGAAUACAUGAUAUUGAAAAAGCAAAUCCUUUAAGAUACCAAUAAAACUCAUUCUACUAAAUCCAGUUAAUUUGUAGGAAGGGAAAUCAAUGGAGAGAGAAAAAGAGAUCACAGUUUUUUUAAUGACUUAAAUAGGAGAUUUUAGACAUCUGUUGAAGAUUCUGAGAACAAAUAUUUAAGAUCUAACACUCUUUUAAGUAGAGUUCAAAAAUGA
Paramecium tetraurelia is the source of this 1158-nucleotide messenger RNA. RefSeq lists its product as uncharacterized. The record is from RefSeq and is a predicted model, not a curated record. NCBI's taxonomy places the organism in Eukaryota, Ciliophora, Oligohymenophorea, Peniculida, Parameciidae. The transcript is spliced from 5 exons.